AUGGCGGGCAAGGAGCAGGGCGGCCCUCCGCCGCCGCAGAGGCCUCCCGUGCCCGCUGCGUCCAUGCAGCCGCCGAUUAAGAAGCUGGUAAGGCAGCUCGAUUUCAACUCGGCGGCGUUGGCGGGGAACCCCGCGAUGGCGGCGGCGGCCGCCGCCGUAUCUAGGGCUCUGCAGCCGAGGGCGUUGCCCGUGGGCUUCCAGCAUCCGCAGUACGUGAGGGCUGCCGUGCCGAUGGGGGUGCCGCAGCAGCUGCACCAGCGGGUGCUGCCGGUGAUGCGCCCGCACCAGGUGGUGGGGCAUGUGCCGCUCCCGCGGCACGCGGUGCCGCUGGCGGUCCCUGUACCGCAGCUUCGUCCGAUGCCGCCGCAGCCAGUCCAGCGCCCCCCGGUCGCCGUUCCCUUGAAACCAGAGUCACCAAAACCACGAGCAAGACUCUAUGAAGGAAAAGAUAGCACUCCCACGAAGAAGAAGUGCUGCAACUGCAGGAACUCCAGAUGUUUGAAGUUGUACUGUGAAUGCUUCGCUUCUGGUACUCACUGUGAUGGGUGCAACUGCACCAACUGUUUUAAUAAUCCUGAGAAUGAGGUUGCCAGGCGUGAAGCUAUUGAAGCUACAUUGGAGCGUAAUCCAGAUGCUUUCAGGCCUAAGAUUGGGAGCAGCCCACAUACGAAUAGGAAUAAUGAGGUGUCUAGUGAUCUCCCUUUAGUAGGGAAGCAUAAUAAAGGGUGCCACUGCAAGAAGUCAGGAUGCCUCAAGAAGUACUGUGAGUGCUUCCAAGCUAAUAUACUAUGCUCUGAAAAUUGCAAGUGUAUGGAUUGCAAGAAUUUUGAAGGAAGUGAAGAGAGAAGAAAUCUUUUCCAAGGGGAUCACAAAAAUGCAAUUAACAUGCAGCAGGCGACAAAUGCAGCUGUAAAUGGUGCUAUUGGAGCUACAGGAUUCCCUUCUCCUUCCACAUCAAGGAAGAGGAAACAUAUUGAUCCUUCACUUGACAAUUCAAAUAAGGAACAUGUAGCGCACAGGAAUUAUCACAUACCUCAGAAAAAUGCAGUACCUGAUGGUUCAAUUCCAAUAAGCCAGUCUGCACAUCCUCCAACUCUGGGCCCCUUUAAAGUUACCUACAGGCCCCUUUUAGCAGACAUUGUCCAAGAAGAGGACAUAAAGGAGCUAUGCAAGCUUUUAGUGGUGGUAUCAGGAGAGGCUGCAAAAACAUAUGCUGGCCGGAAAAUGAUGGAAGAGAGGGUUGGCAAGAAGGAAGAUGAAAGGGGAGGACAGAAGGAAGGUGACAGGGCAGAUUCCCAAGCAUUGACAAACCAUGAUAGAGAAGGAAAUAAUCAAGAUCCAGAUCAAAAAGCAUCAAUUGAUGACCAUUCAAGUAGAGGAACUCAUACGGGCAAAGCUAUUCUAGAAGAAUCCAGACCUAACUACGCUGAUGAUCAGAAGUCCAAUAGACCUAUGUCUCCUGGAACACUAGCACUGUUGUGUGACGAAGAAGUGCUCGAGAAAAUGUGUGACGAACAAGAUACAGUGUUUACGACUUCUCAAAAUGCUGUUCCUCAGCAGACAGUAACUGUCAACCAAAACCAAUCUGCACUGUAUGCAGAACAAGAAAGAGUUGUGCUGACAGAAUUCCGUGAAUGCCUCCGCAAGUUUGUGGUAAAAGGAAGAAGGAAAGAGAACUCCAUGGCAAUCAAAUCUGAAACAUCUGGCUAUCCUGGGCAGGUAAAUGGUGUUUCUCAAGUACCAUAUUCAAAAGUAGAUGUACCUGUUGUAAAAACAUAUCCGCAGAGUUCCAGCAGUAAUGCUGGAAAACCUGUUACUGACUUUUUGGACAAAAACUGA
Molecule: messenger RNA, 1839 nt
Organism: Miscanthus lutarioriparius
Lineage: Eukaryota; Viridiplantae; Streptophyta; Magnoliopsida; Poales; Poaceae
Source: the annotation of a GenBank genome assembly